GUUUAUCUAUGUGGCCGUGCUUUUUGAAUAGAGCUGUAUAGGCGCAGACGACAGACAACACACCAGUUCACUUAUAUUGUUUGUUUAGUGUCAAAAGUUUAGCAUGUUUUCCCUAGACGAGUUGUAAACAUUUAGGUUUACAAGAGUUUGAGCUUUGCUCUCUUUAACAAAAUGGACUACAAAUUUUCUGUCAACCAUGAAAUUUUAUGUCAAAUCAGACUUACAGCAAUUGGUGUUUCUAAUAGUCUUAUAUACUUCCACAAUUCACAUAAAUAAAUUCAUCCUCUCCAUCCUAGGAUUCACCUAUCCAACUGUAUUUCAAGGAUGGCAAACCCUUGUCGCUGUCAUUCUGAUGCGUGUGCUGCUGUUUGAAGAGCUGUCUCCAAUAUGUUGGACAUCUUUCUUUGCCAACCUACCUCUCUUUUUAUGCUUCGUCGGCAACAUUGUUGCUGGAUCCAAGGCGUUGUCCUCCUUGCCUGCACCUAUAGUAAUUGCAUUAUCAAAUGUGGUGCCAGCUCUGAUACAUGCUGUCAGCAAUCCUCGUGCAGAUGAGAAAAACUAUAUUAAUUUCACUGCCAGUCUGUUUGCUUUAUUUUCUGCUAUUUGUAUUUUUCUUAUGGACCCCAUUUUGUCGGAGAAUGGCAUUCCAACAAUGUGGAUGGUCUUCCACUUAUUAUUUCUAGGAGCGCAAGGCCUUGUUGAGAAAAGAACUUCAUCCAGUCUUAAUUCUUUGGAUAAACUUUUCUAUUGUAACUUAUUCAGUGUAGUUGUUCUCGCUCCUAGCAGCCUUUACUUGGAAGAGGCCUUUUCAGCUUUAAACUUCCAUGAGAGGAGACAACUCUCCUUUUUGCUUGGAUGUGUCAUGAGUGGGAUUUUAGGCACUGUGAUGUCCUUGAUGACGGUUUACUCUGUACCAACUUCCCUGAACACUAUAGCAAUUUCUAGAGCCGUAUCUUGCAUUAUAUCACCCUACAUUCUCCCAUGUACAUUGAAUACCUCAACAUGGUUCUUUGUUGUACUCAGCCUAGUAGCUGUUAGUGUUAUAAAAAUGGAUAAUUCUCCUCCAUUAAAUGUGAUAGAUUGCAGCAAUCAAAAACAAAUUGAAAUUGUAUAAGAUCUCUUUCGCACAUAUUUUUAAGACUGAUUUCUAAGAAUCCAACCAAUUUUUGAAUAAAUUUGUAAAAUGCAACCAGCGGAAGUGGAAUAAAGACACAUCAUGUAAUUUAA
Frankliniella occidentalis (western flower thrips) is the source of this 1227-nucleotide messenger RNA. RefSeq names its product transmembrane protein 241. NCBI's taxonomy places the organism in Eukaryota, Metazoa, Arthropoda, Insecta, Thysanoptera, Thripidae. Bases 197 to 1114 code for a protein of 305 amino acids. The transcript has 5 exons. The record is from RefSeq and is a predicted model, not a curated record.